AACUGUACACUGUAACUUUACAAGCUCCGGAGAGGAGAAUAGUAGCGAUUUUGAUUCGAUUCGAUUCCAUUUGAUUGUUUUUUGUUUGUUAAUUUCAAAGUAAAAUUCAAGUUGGAAAUCAACUCUUUACCUUUAAAUUUCGCAGAGUUUUCUUCCCAAAAAUUUCUUCGAUCUUGUUUGUUCGCCGACUAUGGGAUUCAGAUUCCACAAUCUCAAUCCAAUUUACAGGAUUUGCUUGUCUAAGCUUUCUCCUAACACAAGCAAUAGUUAUCACCGGAAUUCCCUACUUCAAGCCAGCAAUUUCCUUCUUCUCCAAGACCCUAGCUUGAAUUCCAUUUACAACAUCCCCAGAAGGUGGCAUUUGGGCCAUUCCCACAACGGCGGCCAUGAAGACCGGCGCCGCGUUUCCGGCAAGGAGAGCGAGAAGAUAUUCCGGCUAGGUCUCGCGUCCGACGUCGUUUUGGCUGUCGGAAAGGCUCUCACUGGCUAUGUAUCCGGCAGCACUGCAAUCGUCGCCGAUGCCGCCCAUUCGGUCUCCGAUGUGGUUCUUAGUGGCAUCGCUUUGUUGUCAUUUAAAGUUGCAAACACUCCUAAAGACAAAGAACAUCCAUAUGGACAUGGUAAAUUUGAGACUUUGGGAGCCCUUGGAAUCUCUUGUAUGCUUUUGGCAACUGCUGGUGGCAUUGCGUGGCAUGCUUUUAAUUUGUUGCUCGGAUUGAUGUCAACAGAGCAGCAUCUAGUUGACCACUCUUUAAUACAAGAUCAAGGUCAUAGCCAUCGUGGUGGUGGACAUCACCAUGGAAUUGCCAUGGAGCAUCCUGUUCUGGCUUUGACUGUGACUAUUAUGUCAAUCUCCAUCAAAGAAGGGCUUUACUGGAUCACAAAGCGAGCAGGAGAAAGGCAAAAUAGCGGGCUGAUGAUAGCAAAUGCUUGGCAUCAUCGUGCAGAUGCCAUAUCCUCUGUGGUUGCUCUCAUUGGGGUUGGAGGAUCUAUUCUUGGAGUGAAGUUUCUCGAUCCCCUGGCUGGAGUUGUUGUAUCGGGCAUGAUCCUGAAAGCAGGGCUUGAAACUGGUUAUCAAAGCGUCAUGGAACUGGUGGAUGCUGCAAUCCCAUCGAAACAAUUGGAUCCUAUUAAAGAAGCAAUACUACAAGUUGAAGGUGUAAAGGCAUGCCAUCGCUUGAGGGGAAGACGGGCUGGUUCAUCUCUAUAUCUUGAUGUGCAUAUUGAGGUUGAUCCCUUUUGUAGUGUUAGUGCUGCACAUGAUAUUGGUGAAAGUGUCCGUCAUCAAAUUCACGAUUCCCAUCCUGAAGUGGCUGAAGUUUUCAUACACAUCGAUCCAGCAAUUUCGGAAAUUUCCCCCAGUGCAGUGGACCAGAAAGAAAGCUCCACAAGAAGCCAGUGCCAGUGCGAGAAAAGUUCUGUAAAAGACGGGGACAUUGAAGAAGCUGUUUCUAGCAUUAUCUCGUCGAAGUUUCCAGAGAGUAUGGUUGUCGAGCGCAUUACACGACACUCGUUGCAAGGAAAAGUUCUCCUCCAAAUUGAGGUUUCUAUGCCCUCAGACAUGUUGAUUCAGGAUGCAAUGGAUGUGGCAAAAACGGCAGAACAGGAGAUUUUGAAAGCAAAUCCAGAUAUUAUACAUGUCGGCAUUCAGCUUCGUUUGGGGAACCCAAUUCCGCAAUUUAACCACGACUAGCACCAAUGCAAAUAGUCGAGAUUCUUACUCUGUUUUUGUGACAUCAUUAUAUUCCCUCAUUUAAUUUACAACUAGUAUUUAAAGCAAAGAGUAGGAGAUUUUUCUCAAUAAGAUGUUGAUUGUAUACCAAGGACUGACUUCAGCUUGAGUAUAUCACUGUAUAAUAAGCAAAACCUCGAAUGAUCCAUGUGAAGAGAUACUUGCACAUUUUUGUUGCAAGUUUUUGUAACAUGAAUGAAAUGACGUUGUUUGUUUCCCUUUUUACCCUUUCUAAUAAAAUGGAGAUUAAUUUUUUCUGGGAAAA
Messenger RNA from Morus notabilis, 1997 nucleotides. RefSeq names its product metal tolerance protein 2. NCBI's taxonomy places the organism in Eukaryota, Viridiplantae, Streptophyta, Magnoliopsida, Rosales, Moraceae. Gene Ontology annotation, biological process: transmembrane transport; monoatomic cation transport. Gene Ontology annotation, cellular component: membrane. Gene Ontology annotation, molecular function: monoatomic cation transmembrane transporter activity. The record is from RefSeq and is a predicted model, not a curated record. The coding region runs from base 191 to 1693 and encodes 500 amino acids. The transcript is spliced from 12 exons.